Messenger RNA from Parastagonospora nodorum SN15, 1251 nucleotides. RefSeq lists its product as hypothetical. Gene Ontology annotation, cellular component: mitochondrion. The record is from RefSeq and is a predicted model, not a curated record. Bases 1 to 1251 code for a protein of 416 amino acids. Gene Ontology annotation, molecular function: proline dehydrogenase activity; FAD binding. NCBI's taxonomy places the organism in Eukaryota, Fungi, Ascomycota, Dothideomycetes, Pleosporales, Phaeosphaeriaceae. The transcript is spliced from 3 exons.
AUGUCCGGCGCCGGCUGCGUCAAUCUGGAGCACAACAGUCGCAUCGUCAUGCAUGCCGACGCAAGCCGAACACCGCUCGCGAUGUCGUGGAAGAGCCAUGGAUCAACAGUGAAGGUCAGGUGCCGUAUAUAUGGCUCCUACCUGAUGAGCAUUGAGAAGAAUCCUGUGUUGAGCCAGAUUCUGAAAAAGACGUUUUACGCACAGUUCUGUGUGGGAGAGAAGAAAGACGAAGUGGUCGCGAAUACCAACUUCGCACGCGAGGUUCUAGGCUACGACGGUAUACUCUUCGAGUAUGCAUUGGAAGUGCUAGGAGGUGCGACGCCAACGCCAGCUGAGACUGCACAAGAGAUCGAAGUGUGGCGCAAAGGCAUGUUGCAGAGUGUUGAGAUGGCCAAAGAAGGUGACUUCGUUGGAUUGAAAUGGUCUGGUCUUGGCCGUCACGCCUUACAUUUGCUGAAAACCCAGCAACCCGCCACUCCCGAGAUGUGGUCCGCCAUCACAGCCGCAUGCGACGCCGCCGCUGCCAAGGGCGUGUCCCUCCUUCCCGGCGCAGAAGAAGAAGCCACAAACCCCGGCCUUGAGAAAUGGACACUCGAGCUCCAGAAAAAGUACAACACCUUCGAGCGUGGCAGGGCUGUCGUAUAUAUCACCUACCAAUGCUACCUCCGAACCAUCAACCAGCGCCUAGCCCAGCAUCUCGAGAAAGCUAGCAAGGAAGGCUACAUCGCGGGUGUAAAGCUAGUCCGCGGCGCAUACUUGACUUCGGAGCCAAAAGAACUUACGUUCGACUCAAAAGAAGGCACAGACAAGAUGUACGAUGCCAUGGCCGAAGCCGUCGUCAAGCAACAGUGGACCGACACCGUGCCUGCGCCAUCACCAGAUACGCCCUUCCCCAAAGUCAACAUCGUCCUUGCGACACACAACUUGCCAUCUAUUCUCGCUGCGAAGGCGGUUCGCGCGAGUCAACUCGCCAGCCAACCUGCUCAGUCACUGCCUCGGCUCACGUACGCGCAGUUGCAGGGCAUGGCUGAUGAAAUUAGCCAGAGCCUUGUGCAGGAUUCUACGAUGAAGGCAGAUACACAGGCGAAGGUGGUCAAGUGUAUGACGUGGGGUACCACGACCGAGUGUCUUAACUUCCUGCUCAGGAGGGCGGCUGAGAACAAAGAAGCUGCGGCGAGGACGGUGGACACUAGGAAGGCCAUGGGUGCCGAACUCUGGAGGCGCUUCAAGGGUGUUGUCGGGUUGGCUUAA